AUGAUUUCUGAGAUGUGGUCCUUCCGCCUUCAAAUAACCACUGGUUGGAUUCCUGUACAGGCGCAGCCGCAGUCUGGGCCCGAGUAUUCUGAUUCUGAAUUCUGGGAUUGGGUUGUUUCUACCACAUGUAGCACUCUGCAGAGGCUGGUUGAUCGACUGGAAGCAGUUCAUCCGCAUAUCGGCACCCUCGACGUGUCCAUCGUCCUUGAGAAUUCACCAGGAAAACAGAGAGCCUCCGAGGCCGUCCAACUCAUUCUUCAGCCUCUCAUGCGGCUCCGGAAUGUUUUAGAGGCCCAUGUCCGUUCGAUUGAUUGCUCUUUCACCUCUCCAACUGAGCGGCCGGUUGAUCUCCUGAACUCCCCAGAAGAGAACCAAACAUGGCGGGAGGUGGAUGACUAUGUCUACGUCGUGAGGUCGAGUUACGUUAAACCGCAGAAUGGCAGAAGCGAACACAUCAGAUUUGGACAGAUAUCCGGAAAUCCUGGAGGUCCGCCAAAGAAGGCUGAUCACCUGGUCGAUGCUCAUGUGACAUCUACGAGGUAG
Messenger RNA from Paracoccidioides brasiliensis Pb18, 543 nucleotides. RefSeq lists its product as uncharacterized. The transcript has 2 exons. The record is from RefSeq and is a predicted model, not a curated record. The coding region runs from base 1 to 543 and encodes 180 amino acids.